UGUUGCAUUGUAUUGCUGGCGCCCCUCUAUUUUUGGUACCAGUUGGAGACUUGAUUGCUGAUAUGGCGCUUGCCACAUUGACUUCGACACAGAUUGGGGUAUCGACGAGGAAGGAGGUCAGGGCUGUGACAUUGGUUGUGAGAGAGAGGGAAUCUUACCCGAUUAUUGUUGUCAACAUUACGUGUUGCUGUGACGUCUUCAUAAGUGAUUUGUACGAUGUUGUGAUCGUUGUGACAGCAGCACUGGGCCUUGCAGUUCAAAGCAUCAGGCGCAGCAGCACUGGGACUUGCAGUUCAAAGCAGCAGCUCCUAAACGACAACAUCAAGAACAAUGACUCCAACAAUGGGAAGAGGAGGAAGCAGAAGACGAACAGAAAGAAAAUGAUGAUGAUAAUGACGAUGAUGACGAUGAUGGUGGUGGUGGUGGUGGUGGCGGCAGCGGCGGUGUUGGUGUUGGUGGUGGAGGUGAUGUUGUUGGUGGUGGUGGAGGUGAUGUUGGUGGUGCUGGUGGUGGUCGCGCUGUUGGUGGUGGUGGUGGAAAAUGGUGACGACGAUGAUGAUGAUGGUGGUGGUGGUGGUGGUGGUGGUGGACGUGAUGGUGGCUAUGGUGGUGAUGGUGGUGAUGGUGGUGAUGGUGGUGAUGAUGGUGAUGCUGGUAAUGGUGGUAGUGGGGUCGGUAGUGGUGGUGGUGGUGGUGUGAAUAGUAACUAUUUACCACAAAGUGUGUAUGUCCUCCGGUCGAUUUCCUUUGCAAAUCCAAAAUCUGCAAUUUUCACAUUCCCUAGUGCAUCCAGCAGUAGAUUCUCAGGCUGCAAUUUCACCACAAAGUACGAGUUCAAGACAAAACCAGAAAUGUAAGUGCCUUCAAGUUUUUUUAUGUUACUACUAUGUUGGGUUGGAAAACCCAGUUUUGGAAUCCUCCUCUUCUCCCCCUUUCCCCCUCCUUAGGAAAAUAAAUAAAUAAAUAAAUAAAUAAAUAAAUAAAUAAAACCAGG
Molecule: messenger RNA, 994 nt
Organism: Chara braunii
Lineage: Eukaryota; Viridiplantae; Streptophyta; Charophyceae; Charales; Characeae
Source: the annotation of a GenBank genome assembly